This is a messenger RNA of Porites evermanni, 16715 nucleotides long. The record is from the annotation of a GenBank genome assembly. Lineage: Eukaryota; Metazoa; Cnidaria; Anthozoa; Scleractinia; Poritidae.
UUGAUUUUAUAUGUUAUAAUUUUGAAGGAUGGCGUGAUGUACCUAUCAAUGCUCCCAACGGAGGCUUUGCAAGCUAGUGUGCUCAAAGACCUGAUGGUGGAGUUUGAGGAUAGUCGUUUCGCUUGCAUCACGACCGAAUCAUCGCGUGACGACUCGUUAUUCUCCCACUUGUCUGGCUACCUAACUAACAAGUAUGGACAACAAGCGACCUGGCCUCGGUGCAUUAUUCUUAACCAAGAAACACUUCUGGAACAACUCAGUGCAGGUCUUGCCGCCAUAAGCGCUUAUGGAUUGCGGACGAUUCUUGUUCACUGUACGAGUGAUGAGAGUGAGGCAAUAAUGAAGAUUUUUAAGUUACUCAGUUUUGAAGUAUUGAGAGAAUUCGUGUGGAUAUUUACCGAUAAAGCCAUUGGCUGGAAAGCGGAUGACUUUCCAGAGAGUUCGUUUGGAGUGAAGAAAGCUCCGACGAUUGGGAACGACAGUAUUUUGGCCCUGUCCAAAGGAUUGUUAAAUGACUCGGUGAAGCUGUUUGUGAAGAGCUUGGAGCGCUCUGUUGGCGGACUAUCACACAUUUCAAUAUUACAGUGUCUACAAGGGGACCUUUUUAGCUCCUAUAAAAGAACGCUUUUCAGGUAAAUUGUAAUUAUAUAAGUGUAACGGCCAUUUACUGGCAUAAGCUCGAUGUAACGAGUAAAGGUCAUCAGUGUACUGACAUGGCGCCCAAUGGAAAAUCUACAGCGAGGAGAAAAGACCAACGGUACCAUCCGCGGCCGUUUGCUAACAGUGAGGGUCUGGCCGAGUAAAUGUCAGGGCAUUAGAGAUGCGCAACAAUAAUGUAGCUAUAGUUUAACGGAAAUUAGUAAAAUCCAGCUAGUGAUCUACUAUCAAUGCUGCGUUCUGAUUGGUUGAACUACUACUAGGCUAUAUGUUAUAGCCCAUAAGUAGCGAAAAGCGCGGGCGGGCUUUUUGGCGGCAUAAAAGGAUAAAGUCUAGCUUUAACUAGCUAAAUUUUUUUUAUUCUUGAUAUUUUUGACCAACUAGUUGGAUUUUACUAAAACAAUUAUUCCUCUCAAGGAAUAAUCAUUAAAUAGCCUGCGAGCAAGCUCUCCGCGCGAGAACGCGCGAGCGAGCAGCGAAGCCGCGAGUAGCCCUCGCUUUCGGGUCUCCUCUCGCGUGCCUCUCGCACGUCUACUUUUUACGAUAUCCCCCAAAUGGAGAGCUUACUCGCAGGCUAAACGGAAACGCUCGAGAUUAUAUUUAUCCCGGAGUAUACCAGCGACCAUCCGGAUGUAGAAUCUUUGCCGGUAUAAAGUCUGUUUUUGAUGGCUUAAAAUAUAUAUAUUUUUUUUAGGGAAAUGAUAAGCGGUAGUUUUCUUGGCCAAACAGGAGCCGUCCGAUUCAACCCAAACGGUGAACGCUCAUCCUUCAAAUUUUCGAUUGUGAAAGUCAUGCGAAAGCCAGAAGGGGGACUUUACUGGAACAUCGUGGGACAUGUUGAACCUGAAGCACCCCAAGACAAUGCAUAUGGCCCCAGUAUGUUUGAGCCCUUUUUACCUAGGGACCUACCCAGACCGCGUCAUUUGAGAAUAGUAUCUAUUGAUCAGGAUCCAUUUACGGCGUUUCACGAAAUGGACUACAGCACAAGACUAGGCACAAAUUGUCCAGCCAACACAGUUCCUUGUACGCAGUUUGAUGCGGAUGAUAACAAUCCCUCAGGAACACAGGCAGGGAAUAAUAUAUCGCUAUGGAACACCCGUUGUUGUUAUGGUCUCAUGAUUGACAUUUUAAUCAAGCUUCAAGAAAUCGAAAAGUUUACAUUCGAUUUAUAUUUAGUGGCAGAUGGAAAAUAUGGAUCAUUGGACCCGGUCACUAAACAAAUGAAUGGAAUGAUCGGCGAUGUUUACCGAGGAUUUGCCGAUCUAGCGCUCGGAAUGAUAACGGCUACCGAGAAGCGUUCGCAAUAUGUUGACUUCACAACUCCGUUCAUGGACACCGCGUUGAUGUUUCUGGUCAAGAUAAAUAAAUCAACAAAUAAAAAUUUUUGGGAAUUCAUCAGCGACAUGAGACUGAUGAAAUCUUUUAGCACGUUGCUGUGGUUGAUGUGUUUAGCAGCGUUUUUAACUGUUGUUGUCUCUGUAUAUUUGAUAGAAAAGCUGUAUUAUUAUAGACAGCACAAAAGCGCCUAUCUUCUGCCUUUUGAAUUUAUUAUGUACGUUUAUGGCAAUGUGUUUCAUGUACCACUCACAAAAAUUGAGGCGCAGACUUACUCAGUUCCGUUUGUGAUGGUUGUUGCGAACUUUGCGGGUCUGGUGUUAAUCAGCUCGUAUACUGCAAAUUUACUUGCUUCUCUUAUCACCCUCGAUGAAACUGUGAUUGUUACAGGGAUAGCAGAUCCAAAGGUAAGUGCUGUAACGCGGCUUUAAUGUAAUAUGCCGAAAUAAGAAGGAGUCGUGUUUCGCCCCAUGUAAGGGAGUCCGGAUUCCGUAAUCCAGCAACUUUUUGAGUUGAAGAAUUCGGAAUCCUGGGCUUUGGAAUCCGGAAUACAGUUUAAGGAAUCCGGAAUCCCAAAAACGAUUGGAAUCCAGAAUCCAAGUUCCGCUGAUAAAGAAUUCAGAAUCCAGUACCUGUAAACCGGAAUCAACCGUGUGGAAUCUAGAAUCCAAGACUGUCUUGGAUUCCCUUACAUGGCGCGACGUGUUUCAGCUGAUAUCCAGACCAUGCAAAACAAGAUGAGUUUAAUAUUAAGGUUGAUAUCGAAUAGAAAACGUUUUCAAGUGGAUCAAUAACCACGGGUUAACGUCCAUUGUGCCCCAAAGUACAAGAUAAAACAAGUAUUUCAAAAUGUUAUAUAACAAGUAUUUUAAAAAGAAUCUCAUGCAACUGAACACAGCCAAACCAGUUCAUGAUUGUUUUUAUAGCAACUGAGUCGAAACUUGGGGGAUUUUAUUUUACGGUGACGAGGAAAUUGCUGUCAAACCGCCGUCGAAAAGGCCUCUUACUAUGUUUGUUUGUGUUUUUUUCCAUGAAGUUUAAAAAUGGUUUUCGUAGAUCGGAUGAGGAGACGAAGAGCGACACAAAGAUAAAGUGCACCAGAGAUAUGAAAUUGAACACAUUUUAAUUGUUACGGGUAAAUGAUACUAUAUGUGACAUUUGCAGUUCAUAGAGGAAAAAUUAGCCGAUUGCAAACUAUAGAAAGCAUGUUGCAAAGAAGUCCUUGCGGGUCUGGAAGCUACAAUAGGCCAGAAAAACGUGACGCUGCCUAAUAAGUUGCCUUUCAGCAGAAUUGCGCGCGUAUGAGAAGCAGAUGGGAUGAUGGUAACGAAAAUUAAGGAGACUAUCAGCUCUAUUUCUUGCAUUUUUCCUUCCCGUCAUUCACCACGUUCGUCCCCUAAGAAACAGACAAUAAUGACGACUGUGGUAACCUGAGAAAACAGCCGACAUUUCGUGACGUCACCAUGGGUUUCCCCGUCAAAUGACGUCUGAGAAACGAACGCAGAUAUUCCAUACUGACGACGUCUCACUACUCAUAUCUGGGUAAUACUUGUGAUUGGUCGCGCCGCGAGAGAAAUGUUCUUCAACCAAUCAGAAGUACUACCCAAAUCUGGAUAGUGACGCGUAGUUAGGAUGGAAUUUCUACUCUCGUUCCUCAGAAGUCAUUUCGAGGGGGGGAGGACCAGUGGUGGCGUCGCGUCGCGUAAUCCAUCAGCUGUUUUCUCACUGUGGAAGAAGUAGAGCAUACAGUCAACUCUCUCUAAGAAGGACACCUCCGGGAACGGCCCUGACUUACAGAGGUGUCGGGCUUAUAGAGAGUAGGAAUAAUGUGACUCCUACAGUAAUAUUGUAAAGCUGAACCUUUUCGCAAUGAAUACACGUCUGUUGAACUUGUACAAAACAGUAAAAUGACUGAAAGACUGCAGGGACCAACACCAGCUGGUGUUCGUCUUGGAGAGGUGUCCGUUAAGAGAGAGUUGACUGUAGCUGAAAACCGGUUUUUACCCCCGAAGAUCCACAGGCAACGGAAAGACGAAUACUUAAACAUAUUGAUAACCUUCACAUAAUGAUCAACAAUAACUGCGUGUUUUUGUGCGUCUUAGUUAGUAGACCCACCAGAAGGAUUCACUUUUGGAACCAUAAAGGACACGAGCACCGAGGACUUCUUUAAAAAAAGCAAGAGUGAAAGGCUGAGAAAAAUCUACGAAAAUAUGAAAGAAUACAACGUGGAGAACUUUGCUGAGGCAGUGAAAAAAGUUAGAACAGGGUAUGUUUAACUGAUGCAUAACACCACGAAACCAUAGUUAUUUAAAACAGUUUUACGUAUCGUUCAAUAACAAGUUUGACCAUGAUAUUAUAGAAACCUUGUUUCCAAAAGGUAAAUAACCAUUUUCCAGGUGAUAAGUCUGGCCUUAUAAACUACUUAUUAACUUCGUCUGUUCGGUCAUUACAGGGAAACUGAUCUCAGACCGAGGCCUUGAUGUAUUGACCGAGCGAUAGGGAGGUCGAUAAAUUGAGGGCCGAGAAAAAAAAGGAAAGUAAAUAGACAAGGAAAAAGAAAAAAGCUACACUAAUUUAAGUUCCAAAACGAGUCGUAUUAUAGAGGUUAUGGUACUUGCAGUUUGCUGACCCGGACCCUCUCAUAUUCUUGAUGUUGUCUUCAGAAAAAAAAGGAAAAUAAAUGGAUAAGGAAAAAGAAAAAAGCUACACUAAUUUUAGUUCCAAAACGAGUCGUACUAUAGAGGUUAUGGUACUUGCGGUUUCUGACUCGGACCCUCUCACAUUCUUGAUGUUGUCUUCAGUUUUAACCUGAAAAGAUCACUUAAUGAAAAAGAAAAUAACCAAAUAAAUUGCCCUCACUGAACACUAAUCAUUGAACAACAUCAUGUCUUUUUUCUUUUCCAGCGAGCUAACAGUCUUCAUCUCCGAACUAGGCGCCGGUGAUGAGGAUCCAAACUGCGAAAUAAAACAAGAUGGACUGCCUUUCGAGCUGGGUGGAUUGGCUUUCGCGUUACCGAAAAACUCUUCCUGGAAUCAUCCUCUAUCUCAUGCAAUCCACAAACUGAAAGCGGAACACAUUAUCACUGAGAUAUUUGGCAGAUGGACACCGUCAAGAUGUGAAAAUUCUCAGCAAACUGUUGUCGCGCAUAAGAUGGGCCUUGACGAGUUUGGAGGGUUUUUGUUCAACACGGCAAUGAUAAGCUUGGGAUGUUUCUUUAUCCUUUUGGCCGAAAUAAUUGUUUAUCACAGAAUAACCAGAAAUAGGAAGAGCUUUAGCCCGCAGCAAAACGGAGUUGCGAUGAAUUCAUUUAGACUGCCCGAAAGCACGUCGAUGUUUAGUAUAUUAAACACUGAUACAAGUGUACCUGUAAAACCUAAAACUAUUACUGAUCAACACCAACCACUAUAACUUUAGUCAUCUGGCCAAAAAAUCAGUGCUACGAAAUCAAAAGGACUGAACUCGUCAUAAUCUCUUAGUGAAGUGCUAAGCGGGAAGGGAGACGCUAGUCUAAAUAAAUGUUUACAAUGUUUGUCUUGCACCUGAUUUGCAGAGAAAGCGACGCCGGCGUGAUCUGACUGAUCAGCGAUCACUUAAGGUUAACCGCUAGGAAUACGCAUAUAAAGGACUGCAAAUACAUUGUUGUAAAUGUAUUUUGAGGAGAAAAUUUCAGUAAUAUAAUGAAAUGAAUUCGAGUUAGAAAUUUUGGUAACAAGUCGCAAGAGGCGGGUGACUCUUCUGCCCGGGACAACUUUUUGAUGUUAACGGCGCCAAAGUGUAUAGUUAAUUAUUGUAGACAAAAUGUGCAGCUCGAGCCAAGAUCCUCCUAAAUACCGCACCAGGACAAACAUGAACACUAAAGAGAGUUAUGGUAUUUUUCGGAAAGGUCUAUUGUGAAGAGAAAAUGUGCAGCUCGUGCCAAUGUACUCCGGAAUAAUAAGCUAACCCUGCACUAUUUACGAGAAGUAUUGCAUUUUCGGUAACGCCUAUUAUGUCAAACAAAAAAAAGGGUUGGAAAAGAUGACAACGUUUCAGCUCGACCAACAAAUUAGAUCGUUAGUCCUUUUAGGUUAGAACAUUUUAGUACAUUUCAUUAAAUCAACAGUAUUUGCAAUAUCGUAGACUUUCAACAGUGAAAGCAGCAAGCUUAGAUUUGAAGCACUUUGCUUGGUUUUAGCACUCUAAGGAUUCUGGGAACUAGAUUAUUAAAGCAUGCGCAUGAUUGUUUUGCACAUUACGCAUCCUUGACUAGACUACUUCGGCCGACUUUGCUCUAUCCUACGGUCAUAUGCAGAGGAAAGGAGAAAUAGGGUCUCGAACGCUCGCUAACCUCUAAAAGAAAGAAAAAGGCGGCUAGCAUAUUCUUUCAUAUUACAUAUCAUUGGCGUGGCAGAACUACAAUAACCGACUUUGAUAGGUUAACCAGAUCAUAAUGAAGCAACCAGCGUAUAUUUCCACCUCGCUUGUAGAUAUGUGUACACUGGUUUCAGUUACACGUCUAUAGCAAGGCUGAAUGUUUUGCGACUUGUUCAGUUAGCAUUCCAAUCAAACUUGGACAAUCGAUCAAAAUUAAAAAGAAAAAUUGAUUAUUUAAUGUUGAUUUAAUAAAAUCGCCGCCAAACGACAGGUAUGUACAAACUGUUCACUCACCCGUUAAACUGAAUCGCGUCAGCUUGACAAAAAAGCCUUGACCAUUGAUAUAAAGUCAGCAGGUAUCCCAAAUGAGCAACUUAACUAUGAAACUGUGUCGUGUGUGUCGGGCUCGUGUGAAUAAAUGAAUAGAUCUCUUGGUAACAUCCAAGUACACAACAAGUGAAAUCAAAAGAAUUGUUUAGGUAAUCAGGCACAGGAUUAAACACCUGACUCAGCGAGAAAUCAGUAAUGAAGCUUUUGUGGACAAUUUAUCUCUCCGCUUGGCUCGCACUUGUUUAUCUAUUCACAGUGUCAGCUUUGCCAGGUAAGACAAAAGAGUUUGGUCCCUUGCCGGUAAUGUUAACUAUGAAGUGCUAUUAACUUUAUUGAGCUCAUACAACUGAAGGGAAAACUCAACCGUUGAACAAUCUCUUUGAAGACCCUGGAAUAUUGAAACUACCGGAGUUCGUUAAGCACGUGUAACAACUGAACACUGGGGCGUUUUCACUUAAAGACUAGUGUUUCCUUUCUAAGAAACUAGUAGCGAAUAAAAAAGAGAUCAAAUUGGUUACGCAGGUGUUUUGUUUUCUUGUUUUCAUUAAACAUUUGUUGCCAUUUUUAACAAUAAGCAAAAGACAAUCGCGGCGUAUUUCAAAUAUUAGAACAACAUUAAAAUCACUAAGCACAUUAAAUAUAACGGUUCAUCAGCCACAAGAAUUCCUAUAAUUAAAUUACAGCAAAAAUGAAGACUUCACAAUAGCCCUUUUGGAAGAGGUAAUAAGGCUAUUGUUUUGUAUUAGCGUACUUGUAUAUAAUAUUUCAGUUCUAAAAAAAAACCUUUGUUAUGUCUCAAGAGUUUGUAAUUCAUUCCUUAAGUGUGAAGUUUUCCUUAAGAGCUAUCGAAUAAUUCUUUUUUUAUGGACGUAUUUGUUUUUCAUUGACCUGGAAAUGUUUAGAAUUCCCACCUUUGAAUUUAUUUGCGCCAGGGUUAAAACGCGAGGAUGAAUUUUGGGCGUUAACCAAGAAAUGCUAGACUCACGGCUCGUAUUGUUUACUGUUUUGAACUACAAACUUGUAGACUUGUAACCUUUAUUUUAUUUCCCUGGAAAUUAAAAAUUUGAAAAUUUUCAGCUAUGAAUUAUACAGUGUCAGAGUUAAAUUUCUUUACUCGAAUAAUUAAUAAAAGAAACCACCGACUGGACUGAACGCGAGGGUAAGUUUUGGGCGCUAUCCAUGAAAUGCUUGGCCUAGACAUUGCUCAAAAACCGUUAAAAGUUUUGAAUAGUUUUUUUGCUUAUCGUUUGCGACUAGGCAAAAAGUGUAAGCAAACAGGCUUUUACGGCGUGAAUGUCAAGAAAUGUUUUGCUUGAAACGGACGGAAAUAGUCAAGUCGGUUAAGACAGUACAACAGAAAUACAUCAAAUUAGAACUAUAAGAUACAAAAUAGAAAUUUAAUGGCAUAAAUAUGGUUGCUGUUUGAAAGAGUGAAAUGACAUCUGUUCAUUUUUCUCUACAUGAAAAAGUGGUAAUAGUAAAAAAAUGUCAUACAAAGAAUUAUUUCUAUAUAUAGUUCAAAUUAAAAAGUUAGUACAGUCAACAGCCCCGGUGCGGACAAAUCGCUUUUGUGGCAAUCCUAGCCAAAUCACAGACAGAAGUUAGAUCGUGGCCGCGGAAUAACAAGCCUUCUCCUAGGAAGAGUACAAUUUAUAAUUAUCGCUUUUCAGUUACCUCGCUGUUAGAAAUUGCACCUUUGUACUCGUUCGUUUAUAAAAGUUAUCACAGAUAUAACGCCCCAAUAUUUUUGCAGGUUGUCGUUUUGUUUCACAGAACACUAGCAAACACUGUGUAAAUGAAACGCGUGAUCAGACGUGUUUUUAAAAGAAUUAACUCUAUCAAAAGAAACAGAAAACGGAACAAAAACUACAAUUGAGAUUUACCAGGAAUCAGAUUCGUUGUAAACAUUUAAACUUUGCGUUUGAUCAUGCAAAAGAGAAAAAAAAAAGAAACAUUUUCAAUCAUGUUUUACUUUUGUUUGGCGGACAAAAGGUUCACAUAUUUUAAUGCCCGUCUGUAAACCAAGAGCCAAAAGGACGACUGCUGUGCUACAAAUAGUAUUUAAACCAGACGAUUCGCAACGACGAUUUUAGCGCAACAUUAAACGCGCACGUUGAAGAGUUACUAGGAAGAAUAUAGGCGCGAGGGAGGUCAUUAAACACGUUGCGGGCUUCUUGUUUCUGCUUAAAAAUGAGCAUGCAUGCGUCGUUACCCAACAGUAAUUUGCCUAAGUAGCAAAACCGUGAUCACCGAAAACGGAAAACCAGUGAGACGAUUCUUUAUUAAUUUCCUACUGAUUAGCUAGGAUCUUAUCGAAACCUUACAGUGAGAAAGUUGGAAAAUCUGCGUGCAGUUUCUGGAACGUUUUCACUUUCUUUUUAAACAAUAGUACAAGUAAAAACAGUCAAAAACAUUUUGAGGGGAUGACUUAGGGGAUGACCUGACUGGUUCUUUGCGCAUGCCUGUCAGUCAAUCACUUAGCACUAAUAAGGAAAAUCCAAGGCAACGAAUAUCAGAUUGUCUUAAAAGAAGACUUUAAAAGAUCGUAUCACAUUAUUUCAAAUGCGCUAAUUGUAACACAUGAGCGCGAUGAAGGUGCUAGAUUGCUGCUCGCCGCACUGCAUUUCAAGGUUGGUAAAUCAGUUAAACCCUGUUAAUACGGACACUUGGGGGUGGGGGGGGGGGGGGGGGGGGGCAUAGAAGUGUCCGUAUUAAGCGGGUUGAAUUUAAAAUGUAAGAGCUAGGGACAAGGGGAAAUGUCCUUAAUAACCUAUCAGUAUUAAGCCGGGGUGAAUUUAGAGAAAAGGGGAGGGCUUUCUUUCCCGAGCGGCAAAGCAAACUGCCCAGAAUAAUGAGGGUCCCAUAUUAAGCGGGUGAGGGGGUCCUGGGGGGGGGGGGGGGGGGGGGGGGGGGGGGGGGGGGGGCAUAGAAGUGUCCGUAUUAAGCGAGUUGAAUUUAAAAUGUAAGAGCUAGGGACAAGGAGAAAUGUCCUUAAUAACCUAUCAGUAUUAAGCCGGGUUGAAUUUAGAGAAAAGGCGAGGGCUUUCUUUCCCGAGCGGCAAAGCAAACUGUCCAGAAUAAUGAGGUGUCCAUAUUAAGCGGGUGCAGGGGUCCGUAAAACGAGGUUUGACUGUAUUUACGUUUAGAUGACUUCCAGCAACCAACCAUUCUUGAAAAAAAAUAAGAAACCACUUGCAUUAUAAAUACCCAUUUGUGAGUGGAAAUAUCACAGCACUUUUUUUCCUAUAAAAACAAGCACUAAACCCUCUCAGCCUGCUUUGUUGUUUGCUUGAUAUGAUUAUACUCUUCAUUCACAGACUUAAAGUACGAACUUCUUGGAAAAGCAUAAUAAACAGUACUACUGAAAAGGUCUGCUCGGUAGCUUUCAUUUGAAUGGCCACACCCCAAACUUUUACUCACAGACUCGAAAGUUGCAAUCAUCUUGAGUAUAGUAAAAGGGAAGCACAGUAAAGUUAUGUAGCCUCUCAGUUCAUUUGAAUGAUUACCCUUGGGGAUUUCACUUACAGUCUUAGAUCAAAAAUAAAGGUGUUGUUUUUCAAUUCUUUUCAGCCAGCAGAAACUUUACAGUAGUGAAGUUGUUCCCAUCUCCUGUUGAGAAAAAAGAUCUCGGGGGUAUCUCGAUGCCGCCGGAUACCGGAAAAGGUCUCAUGGCCGACCAAAAAUCAGCCUCCCUGGGUGAAUAUGCGGACGAGUUCCGCUUUCAUAGGCCUGGGUUCGAGCACGUGCCUGGAAGUGUUUCACUGGAAUCCGCUGCAGAUCCGGGACUUUAUCUACGAUACAAGAAUUACAAGUUUCAUUUGGAAAAGGCGAAUCCCUCGGGAGUUUUUGGUAAGGCCUGUUUCAAACGUCGUGCUACUGCCUUGCUAAGCUGGCUCGAUUGUAGCUCGACUGCAGCACGACACUAGCACGACUUGGUUUCAGACGUCGCAUUUAAUUCAGUCGAAUAGAACGGCUGUUGCCGAAAAAAAAACACAAAAAUAAAGAAACGGUUAGGCAAACUUUUAAAUGUACUUUAAUGUAUUUCUAAUUUAUGAAUUGAGUUCGGCACGGCAGAAGCACGACGUUUGAAACCAAGUCGAGCUACUGCCGUGUACCAUGGCAAAGCUUGCCGUGCUACACGGCAGUAGCACGACUUGGUUUCAAACGUCGCGCUACUGCCGUGCUAAAGUCGAAUUUAAUUGUAUCAGUUUAGUUCGCCACGGCAGUAGCACGAUGUUUGAAACGGGCCUAAGACACUUGGUGAAAUACGGUGCGUUACGUAAACGACUGUUGCAGCUCUUUAAAUUCACAAAAGCAGAAUAAUUUCGCUGAGAUCGUGCUACGCUUAAUUCUUUUUUCCAGCUUUCUACACCACUUCGAUUUUCUCGACUUCUCUUCUUUUAGAUCUAAGAAAGAUAUUUUUUAAAAAGUUUUAAUUUUAGAGUAAAUAUCUCACAGCCUUUAAGCUGAAUUACACAUUUACAAAAGUGAAUUCCGUUCCUUAAAACAAAACAAACAAACAAAAAACAAAAUCCUCACAAAAUAAAAUAAAAGUUAUGUGAAAAACGGACGAUUUGGGUCGACACAGUAAAAAAGUAAAAGCAAAAUUUAAGUUGGACAAGAAAGUAAAGCCGUUUUUUGCAUCGUUUCAUCAAUAGACUAAGCACAUUCCUCUAUUUUUCCGUGUGAUCGUCGAGAUCGAGCGCUAUGCGUUACAGGCGGCCAUGUUAAGAUGGCCGCCCAUACCGGUAAGCGCUCGAUGAUAUUACGAUAAAAUAUGGUCUUUGAACAAUCUAUUUGAUCAGUUAACGAAAGCCUAUUUUCUACAAGUGAAUCAGGUUAAUUUUGAAGGUCGCGUAAUGGUCAGUGAAAGUUAGUACUAGGAACUGAAUUAUACUGACAAAAUACCCGAAUUUUCAUUCCAGAGAAAGAUUCGACAUUCAUCGAAAGAAAGACUCAAACUAAAGGAGCAUCUGCUUACGAACUUUUCAAUCAUCCAGGCUGGUUCAUGUGUCAUGAUACCAAAAGCAAAUUUGGUCUCGUUGCAAAGAAGCUCGGAAUAGGAAGCAAUGAGUUUCUCGUAGGAUGUUUAUAUAUGGUUGUGGCACAAAAUCCAACUCGCAAGAAGAGCUUUGUGGGGAAGACUAUGAAAGAAGAAGACGCAUCCUCAAGGGAAAGUAUUCACAACAUCACGGACAUUAUUUCUAACGACGUUUCAGUGAAAAAUUUAGCGAAACAACUCGUUGUUGGAAAUGGGACCGCAAAUCCAGUUGAUAAAACUAUAGGACGUGUUUUGAGCAAGAAAAAUGGGACAGUUAAAAACGAUCAAGCAUCGUCUAAACCGCUAUUAAAUUCCACCUCGUUCGGAAACACCACCGCGACCAAAACUAUGGAUAAAACGUUGGUAAAUAAAGCAGUUGCGAAUUCUACGAAGAAAGCAACCUAUUCUAACGCCAGUAAACCACUAAAUGACCAGAAAACUUUGACAGACCCACUUGUAACAAAUUUCCCACAAAACACGCCAAUGUCGAAGACGGGUUUGCAAAAAGAGACGAAUGGUAUGGCUGGUGGCCAAAAAGGAAAACAGCCGUUGCAAACGGACAAGAAAAAAGUUCAGGAUCCUUCCGUGGGACUUUCGCAAAGUACAAAAAAUAAUAGCAACAAAGACGUGGGGGUGAAACAAAAGAAUCCAGUUUCUGGGUCUACAGCAGAGGGAUCAGUGGCAGACGAUUUGCAAAACGCUUUACAGGGUGCGUUUAUGGCUGCGAAACAACCAGCCCAGAUGGGACUUAGUACAGCGCAGAAUUCAAACCUGGGAAAAUUAGGAGGUCCUGCGUUAACAAAGUUAAAUCAUCAGCAAAAGAGUGUGAGUGGUCAGCAUCCACUAGCGCUAAAUAAAAAUGGACCAAAGCAGUUUGAUCUUCAUUUCGAAUUUCCGACUGACAGUCCAAACCUUUCUGGUCCAGCUCAGUUGUCACUUCCUGGUCAACUGGCACAGAUUACAGCCAAGGCCUUAGGACUUUUUCAAAACGCCGCAUUGAAAAACGGUCGACAGGGAACACAACAAAUGGGGCAGCACUACACAAAAGGGGCUGCUGGUUUACCUUUUUUACAUAAACCACAACAUCAACAAAGACCGCAACCUCAGGAAUUUCGCCAGCCUUUGCCUUACCUAAAUCAACAAAUGGCCCUGCGAACAAAACCUAUCAGUCAUCACAUCUCCCCUCAAGCAAGCCCUCUUGGCCCUAAUUUCAUAAAUAUGCCCGUACGUUCAGGAAGACCAUUGCAACAGUUCGCAGUUAAAAGUCCCGGCGUGCAGACACAAUUUCCAUACACACAAUUUCCAAUGCUGUACAGAGGUUACAAUUAUCAGCAUCCCACAAGAUCCGAGUGGGAGGGAAAAGCCUCCGUUGGAAAGCAGAGCUUAGAAGGAAACAGAGUUCAGUAUCAGCAUAAUACACAGGGAAUAGCGCAAAAUUUCCGGCAUAAAACCAGCGAAAACCUAGACAAUGACAGUAAAGAUUUAGAUAAACAAGGUGAGAGAAACUACAAAAACAAGGUCGCAAAUCGACGACAUCUAUUCUUUUUCACUCUAAAUGAUUACUUGUCCGACCAGGUCACAAAAACAAUUAUUCUGUGGCCUAGUUUGUUCUUAUUCAAUAUAGGGAAUCAUUUUGUUUUGGCGUUUCAACACGAUUUUUAUGUUCGUAUGAGAAUAAAUAAUUUUUGCUCCAUUUUACACGGCAAGCGCCGCGAGUUCCCUCGCGUGACUACUCGCGACUCCCCCAAACGCAGGCUACAAUACAAUACAUUUAUCAUAACAACCACUGUAAAAAGUUACCUUAAGAAAACUCUAGAAAUGCAAAAAUGUUCAAAGUUUAUUUUUUGGUAAAAGGAUUUACCCGUAGUGAGCAAAGCAUUUGAAUGAUUUAUGAAAAUAUUUGAAUUUUCCAUGAGGAGACCCACUUUACUUUGAGAGCUGUAAGAACAGGUUAAGUUAUUUCUCUCCUCAGACAAAUGCAUCAGUCUUAAAUUCAUCAAUAAAGUUCGCAAGCCCAUCCAACUGGUGUCUAGCAUGAAGCUGGGAGGCUACCUCAUCACUGCAGAGACCUUUAAACUCAAGACUGUCUUUAAACACCCGCACAAGCACCAUCACGUGAUCUUCUACGCGCGUGACGCCGAUGAUAAAGACAACGAGGUGAUGCUAAACAAUAAUAACGCAAUCGCUGUCACGCCAGGAGGAUGUGACCUGCCAUUCAGGACUGUGUUGCUGUCACAUCAUGGACAAAUAUCAAACGACGGUGGGUAACAACGGAAGACUUGGAAACUGCACACCUACCCCUCCCCUAACUUCCAAAGGACUUAAGGGAUGGGUAGGUGUGGAGAGUUCCCAGAAUCCCAUACUGAUUCUAACCCAUGUGAUGGGAGCUUGAGCAAUGACAACGGCGACCGCAACGAAAACGGCAAAAAGCAAUAGGUCUAGAUUGGCAACUUAACAACUUUGCACGUCGGCAUCACGCUUUUUUGUACAUUUCUUUACCGUCGUUGCACAACUACGACGUGAAACUUCCUAGUUUCACUUUUUAUGGAAGACGUGAAAACGCAAGACAACGAUCUUCUUUUUCUUUUCUGAACUUAGAUACCGUCCUUUAGAAUCAACUCCAGAAGAAUUUCCCAACAAUAAACAAAUUGUAUGAAAUGGAAGACUGGAGCAAUAAAGUUUGAAACAGCGCUUAAUUAUAUCGACACGCUUUUCCCCCGACGAUUCCUUUAAUGCGUUUUGCACUUAUAAACCACUUUGUCAUUAUUAUAUUGUACUUGAAAAUGGAAGAAAAGCAAAGACUCUAGCAGGCAGUAAAACACUGAGAUUAAAAAGUCACAACCCUGCGAUGAACUAGCAUCCAUCCCGUCCAAGGGGGAGUAGUAAUACUCCUAGGCAUGCUUUAUGCUAAGGAAACCGGGAUAAGCUUCGGUGCUCGUUUGCGCCUUUACCUUUUUUAAUCUUUAAAAAGUCACGUCAAUUCUUUAUGAAAUCUACUGUCGCUCCUAGCCGAAGCACGGCACGAAAUCGCCCUGUGAGAUGGAUUCCAAACACGAAAUUGUAUUUCGUGGCAUAUUGGGAUGUAAUACUGAUUUAAAAUCGCAUCCUAAGAUAACUGACUGAACUCCCGGCAGAAAUUGAACAUCUUCGCGCAGCAGAUGAGUACGAAGGAUCAAGAGAAGCAGCAAGGAAAGCUGUCAGAGGAGACGAGAACUUUUCACAAUGGACCGCUUUUGGAUUAUGUGCGGCAACUUGUGGAAGGAGUAUACAAACAAGAACACGCUACUGUCUGCCAGGAAAGAUCUGCAGUGGAAAGACUCUAGAGACAAGGACAUGCAUACAGACGCCAUGCCCAGGUAAGAUGUUUUCUGUUUGUUUGGCUUGUCUUGUCUUGUUUGUUUGUUUAAUGGCAACGCGGAAUGAGAAAUCUAUACAUCACCUAAAAUAAAGUGUAAAAAAUUUUUACAGUCAAAGUCCGAGCGUUAGAGCGCUGGAAUUGCAAUUCGGAAGCCCCGAGUUCAAGGCCCAGCCUUGUCCUUACCGCGUGCAGUGCUGAAUUUGUUCUCGGUAGUCCCGAGUUCAUACCCUCGGCCACGCUAGUAAAUAGCCACCUGGUUUGCCUCCGGCCAGUUGGGACUCUCAACCCUGUUAAGUUUGAUGUCAAUUAUUUGUAAAUAUCACCGAGGGUUAUCAUUAUCACUAUCGCUGAGGUGUCUGGCAUGUUUGUGUCAGUGAUAAUCUUUUAAAACUUUCAGUAACACCAUGUCUCAGCACGUACGGUGGAAAAUGUUGUGCGCUUCCUUUUGUAUACCGCGGAGCUGCGGUAAGCCGCUGUCUGCUUGACCCACAGACUCAACGUUCUUGGUGCGCAACAACGCCCAACUUUGACAAGGAGAAAAAAUGGGGUUAUUGUCAACCAACAGGUACGUGAGAAAGUCUACACUAUCUGCUAGGUUCAAAAUUUUAUUCCUAGCACGCGACUUUGCAAACCGUAACGUUAGGAGCACCUAAAUCUUGUAAGCAUAAUAAACCCUUCCACGGUUCUUUCCACUUUUGACAUGGAAAAGUUACGGAAAAUCUGUUGACACCACUGGCAAGAGCGCCUAAAAUUUAGCAAAAUUGCCAAGUUUGAAAGUAAUACGUGUUGAGCGAGCGAAGAUAUAUCGCCGUGAAAAGUCGUGAAAAUUUACAGAUGUUUGUAUGGUAUGGUGGGGGGCAAGUCCCCCCCCCCCCCCCCCCCCCCCCCCCCCCACUCCCCCCACCAUACAAACACCUGUACAAUUUCGCGACUUUAAGGAGCUAUAUCUUCGUUAAUUUUUAACAAACCACUUUCAAACUUGGCAAUUUUACCGAUUUAAAGGCGCUUUUUCCAGUAGUGCUGACGGAUUUUCUCUAAUUAACCCAUGUAAAAAGUAAAAACAACCGUGGCAGGGUAAAUAUUUUCCAGAUUUUUAAAACACACAGCUAUUAAGGCCUUUACCGUAUGAACUAAACCCUCAGACAAAGGCACUGAUAGCAGAGAUGGUCAGGAUUAUAAGUAUGGAAGGAAAACAAACAAACAAGCAAACAAGCAAAACAAAAAGCCAAUGAAAUCUUGAAAUUAUACUGACAAUAAUGGGCCAUUUUACUACUACGGCCAGAAUCCUUUUCGUUUUUCUUUUCAUAUUUAAAUUUGGUAAUCCCAGCAAGGUUUAAAUAACAAAAGCCCUAAUUUGCACUAGAAAGGGUGCCCCUGCUAUUUAACCUGCGCCGACAGCGCUCUAAAUGCCUAAAACAGCUAUUGCACAUGCUCUACCAUCAAAUAUUUUUAAAAUCUCAUUAUUUCUUUUCCUUUUAGAUCAUCGUACACAGCACAUUGCUCCAGUUAUUAGGAGCUAUCUUCCGCGGUCACCUGGUCAGCAGUCUCGGCCAUUGAUAAGUCAGUGCUCCGUGACCUGUGAACGAUUUUGUAUGAGCUGGUGCCCAAAGCAUUGUUGCGUCAUGGCUAAGCAUCGAUAA